Messenger RNA from Carya illinoinensis, 969 nucleotides. RefSeq names its product non-functional pseudokinase ZED1-like. Gene Ontology annotation, biological process: protein phosphorylation; cell surface receptor signaling pathway. Gene Ontology annotation, molecular function: protein serine/threonine kinase activity. The record is from RefSeq and is a predicted model, not a curated record. Bases 1 to 969 code for a protein of 322 amino acids. The transcript is spliced from 2 exons. Lineage: Eukaryota; Viridiplantae; Streptophyta; Magnoliopsida; Fagales; Juglandaceae. Gene Ontology annotation, cellular component: plasma membrane.
AUGAAAUUUCCAUCUACUUUCGUGGACGAUCGGGGGAAGGAAGGGGGAUCAAAAAGCUCAGCACGGCAGAUUGUGGAGAAGGAAAGAAAUCAUUUUUGUUUAAGAAUGUAUGGAAAAAGUGGGAAAAAGAAAGCCUUUCUAGAGAAUGGAAGCAUGCUUUUGGAGAAGCUGAUUGCUGCCUGUGAUCGCAGGCCUGUUUCCAUACGUAGUUUCUCUUAUGCAGAGCUUAGAUCUGCAACAAAUAACUGUGAUCCUCAAAUUGUUCUGUGUGCUGAAGGCUAUUGUAAAUGGUUCAAGGGUUCUCUUGAAGGAAGAACCAUCUCCAUCAAGAAGUACAACAGAUAUCUAAGCUCGCUCGAGUAUGUCUUCAACGACAUAGCCAUUUCUGCAAAGAUGAGAGCUCACAAGGAUAUUCUAAAGCUAAUUGGGUGUUGUCUCGAGACCCAGUUUCCCAUUUUGGUGCAUGAGUCUAUUGCAAGCGAGACUCUUGCCGAUCGAACUCAUGCCUUUGAUAAUGAAGUUCCACGACAACAACGCGAAUCCGUGCAUGCUAUAGUCUUCGACCAACACGUUGUUCCCAAAUCGUCGAACUUUUUUUACUGCAUAACAAUCCCCGAGGGUGAAAUCUGCGUAGGAGUUCCAUAUUCUGGGGCUUUGGGAUACCUAUGCCCAGACUAUUUGCAUACCUCCUAUGUAACUGAGAAAACUGAUGUCUAUAGUUUUGGUAUGCUUCUGUUAGUUCUUUUAACGGGAAGAGAUGCAAUCAAUCUCCUCCAUUUGGCAACAAUCGAUGAAGAAGAUACUCACUACCAUGUGGAAGAGUACAUGAGAAAUCGUCAGGUAAAUGAGAUCUUGGAUGCUGCAAUCAUGACAGAAGCAGCAGGAACAGGCAUGGAGCAACUGCAAGCAGUGCUGCAGCUGGCUCUCGUGCGUUGGUGUGGAUCCAAAGAUGAGGCCAACUAUGGUUGA